CAUUUCGUCAAUUUUAUUUUUGUAGCAUAUUUCUCCACGACAAACUGCCGGCGUUAGGUUUCACUUUACUAUCCUCGAGAAAAUCCAACACACGUUUUAAAACAGCAGAGCCAGAAAUCACUGUCCCUCUACCUCUAACACUUUGCUACUACUCCAACUAAGAAAAUCGAAGAAGAAAGACGCGACUCCUGACCAGAAAAUGGCAGCGGUGAAAAGGAUCAAGCUGGGCUCUCAGGGCCUGGAGGUAUCUGCUCAGGGCCUGGGCUGCAUGGGCAUGUCGGCCUUCUACGGCCCACCGAAGCCCGAACCGGAAAUGAUUAAGCUCAUCCACCACGCCGUCAACUCCGGUGUCACCUUUCUGGACACCUCCGACAUCUAUGGCCCUUUCACCAACGAAAUCCUCCUCGGCAAAGCGCUGAAAGGAGGAGUGAGAGAGAAAGUAGAGCUGGCGAGUAAAUUCGGGAUAAGUUUCGCCGACGGGAAGAGAGAGAUCUGCGGCGAUCCGGUGUACGUGAGAGCCGCCUGCGAGGCGAGCUUGAAAAGAUUAGAUCUCGAUUGCAUCGAUCUCUAUUACCAGCAUCGGGUCGACACUCGCGUCCCAAUCGAAGUCACGGUAGGGGAGCUGAAGAAGCUAGUUGAAGAGGGUAAAAUAAAGUAUAUUGGUUUGUCUGAGGCAUCAGCUUCAACAAUAAGAAGAGCACAUGCCGUUCAUCCAAUUACAGCUGUGCAGUUGGAGUGGUCCUUGUGGGUGAGAGAUGUUGAGGAUGAAAUUAUUCCUACCUGCAGGGAACUUGGCAUUGGUAUUGUUGCAUACAGCCCUCUAGGACGAGGUUUCUUGUCCUCUGGCCCUAAGCUUGUAGAAACUCUGACUGAUAAUGACUUCCGUAAGCAACUGCCCAGGUUUCAAGGCAAAAACCUUGAGCAUAACAUAACAAUAUUUGAGCGGGUAAAUGAAAUAGCAGCCAGAAAAGGAUGCACUCCUGCACAGCUGGCUUUGGCCUGGGUUCAUCACCAAGGAGAUGAUGUUUGUCCCAUCCCUGGAACCACCAAAAUUGAGAAUUUUAACCAGAAUAUUGGAGCCCUAUCCGUGAAUCUAACACCAGAAGAAAUGGCUGAGCUUGAAUCUUUUGCAUCGGCAGAUGCUGUAAAGGGUGACAGGUAUGGUGGAGCCUCAGGUACCUGGAGAGAAGCUGAUACUCCACCACUAUCUUCGUGGAAAACCGAAUGAAGAGAAACCAGACAUGGUUUCUCGUAGUGUUUUCUCCUUGUGCAUCAUAGAUGCAUAUAUGAAUUGGUAUUGUGUCUGCUUUUCUGAAGAUUAAAUGCUAUGGUGUGUUUGAUUUACUGAUUUGUAAAAGUUUGAGACUUCAUGUACGGCUCUUUUCUAAUAUAACAAAAUAUAUGAGCUUAAUAUU
Molecule: messenger RNA, 1415 nt
Organism: Morus notabilis
Lineage: Eukaryota; Viridiplantae; Streptophyta; Magnoliopsida; Rosales; Moraceae
Product: probable aldo-keto reductase 2
Exons: 5
Coding region: 200-1228 (342 amino acids)
Cellular component (GO): cytoplasm
Source: RefSeq, a predicted model, not a curated record